UUUGUAAUUUGGUUCUUGCUUUGGGGUUUGCUCCUCUCAAAUUUUCGAAUGUUAAUUGAAGAAGCCCUUCCCGCCAAUCAAACAAGCUCCAGAGCCCUGCAACAAAGCCUCUUCUCACUGUUGCAGAGCUGCAACUCCGUCAAAAAGCUCGCUCAGAUUCAUACCCAAAUAGUUGUUAAUGGCUUUUACCAGAAAAGUUUCAUUCUUGUCAAGUUCUUAUCUUUGUAUAUAGCUUCUGGCAAUCUCCUACAUGCCUGCAGAGUUUUUGAACAUUCAAAAAACCCAUGUACCGCUGUUUGGAAUCAGAUAAUUAGAGGCCACGCUAGCAGCGAGGCGCCGCGUAGAUCUUUUGAGCUCUACAAUCGGAUGGUAGUGGCCGAAGCAGAGCCUGAUGGGUUUACUUACUCAUUUGUUCUCAGUGCCUGUGCGAAGUCUGGGUUGUUGAGAGAAGGCCAACAGGUGCACGGGAGGGUUAUCUCAAAUGGGUUAUGUGCCAAUGUGUUUGUUCAGACGAAUUUGGUUAAUUUGUAUGCGGUAGCUGAAAGGGGUACUGGUUUUGGGAAGGCUCGUUGUGUGUUUGAUGAAAUGACCGAGAGAAGCAUUGUGAGUUGGAAUUCGUUGCUUGCAGCAUAUAUGCGCUGUGGGGAUAUUGAUGGGGCAUGGAGAACUUUUGAUGAGAUGCCGGAAAGGAAUGUCAUCUCAUGGACAACUAUGGUUUCAGGAUGUGCCCAACAUGGGAAAUGUAGACAAGCACUGUCCUUGUUCAGUGAAAUGCAGAGGGGCCGUGUGGCAUUGGACCAGGUUGCCUUGGUGGCAGUUCUAUCAGCCUGUGCAGAAUUAGGAGACUUGAAAUUGGGGAGGUGGAUUCACUCAUACAUUGACGAAACAUUACGAGUUCAAAAGCAGCCACUGCUGGUGUCUUUGCAAAAUGCACUUAUACAUAUGUAUGCAAGCUGUGGUGUUAUUGAAGAAGCUUAUAAUGUAUUUAAAAAGAUGCCACAGAGAAGCACUGUUUCUUGGACGAGCAUGAUCACUGGAUUUGCAAAACAGGGUCGUGCGGGUGAAGCCCUCAAUGUAUUUCAACUGAUGCAGAGUCUAGGGGGAAACCAAGUGAGACCCGAUGAGAUAACCUUCAUUGGGGUUCUCUGUGCCUGCAGCCAUGCCGGGCUUGUUGACAUGGGUCAUCAUUAUUUUCAGCACAUGAUUCAACAUUGGUGUAUUGAGCCAAGGAUUGAGCACUAUGGAUGCAUGGUAGAUCUAUUGAGCCGUGCAGGUUUCUUGGAUGAGGCACAUAGACUCAUUGGGACUAUGCCCAUGAGGCCUAAUGAUGCUGUAUGGGGUGCUGUUCUUGGUGGUUGCAGAAUUUAUAAGAAUGCUGAGCUCGCCUCUCGUGUAGCUCAAAAUUUGGCUGUUGAACUUAACCCUGACCAAGCUGCAGGCUAUCUUGUGCUCUUAAAAAAUAUAUAUGCAUCUGCCAAAAGGUGGAAUGAUGUUGCUGGUGUGAGACAGAAGAUGGUUGAAAUGGGUGUGAGGAAGACUCCAGGACGAAGCUGGAUACAAAUAAAUGGAGUUGUUCAUGACUUCAUGGCGGGUGAUAGGACGCACAAGCAUGCGUCUUCAAUAUAUGAUAUGCUUGGUGAGAUCUUGAGGCAAGUCAAACAGGAAAGUUGUAAGAGAGACACUACAGAGAUAAUUUUAGAUGUUGAUCAAUAAGUUGGGCAGUGAAAGGUGGUUGGUUUGUGUUCUCGGCUUGAUAAGCAUCCCAAGGGAACUUGUUCUAAUUAGUAAGGCCGCUGGGGUCAUUCCUGCAAGACACCUUGCAAGAUUUUGUUUUUAUUUUUUGGGCGGUAUUAGCAUUAGCUCGCUCUCAGGGAAGGGCUAAAGUAACACAUGCUUGUAAUCAUCUGCACUUAGCAGCCAAUGUAUUCUUUUGUGCCAUCUCCCUAAUCAUGUUCAUUGAUUUAUUCUGUAAAAUCCAUAGAUCCUUAGGAAGCAUUCUUAGCUCUUGGAGGCUUGUUGAACAAAAUCAUGCCCAGGAUUGGCUCAUUUAUUUUAUUUGACUGUAUUUGUUUUGGCUAGUUAGUUGGCUCCAAUUUUGUGUACCAAUAAACUAUAAUUGUUUUAAAUUAAUUACCAAAAUAGUUCUUUCAACUA
Messenger RNA from Malania oleifera, 2154 nucleotides. RefSeq names its product pentatricopeptide repeat-containing protein At5g66520-like. Gene Ontology annotation, biological process: RNA modification. The transcript has a single exon. The coding region runs from base 49 to 1713 and encodes 554 amino acids. Lineage: Eukaryota; Viridiplantae; Streptophyta; Magnoliopsida; Santalales; Ximeniaceae. Gene Ontology annotation, molecular function: protein binding; RNA binding. The record is from RefSeq and is a predicted model, not a curated record.